AUGCUGCUACGUGCGUUACUUGUACAUCGAUCGGCUCGCUCUCUUCCUCGCAAACAUCUCGCCGUUUUCUUUCAAAGACAGAGCUUUCGAAUUUGUCGUCGGGAUUACAAGCGUAUCAUCCGUCUGCCGUUAGGUUCCCAACCUGGUCUCUCUCUAGCACUCCUCUCACUCUCUGCACUGGCCUUAGGGUCUGCAUCUUGUGCUUCGAAGUUUCCAAUGGAGUCUGCUGAUGCCGUGAAAGCGGAGGAGCUAUACAAUGACGACGCCUUUGAUCGCCGCGAUCUGCUUACUAUGCUCAAGGAAAUGCAUGCUGCUCUACCACAUGAUGUGGGUGUGAUCUGGCGACUUGCCCGUGCCGCCUACGAUGUCUCGAAUCUUAACUUUACGAGUGCUGAUGAGAAGAAGGAACUUACGUACUACGCACGGGACGUGAUUCAGAAAGGUUUAGACCUUACCAAGGACGUGGCAGCUGUUCAUAAUUGGUAUGGCAUCAUUCUGUCAUCUAUUGGUGAGUAUGAAGGUUCCAAGGUGUCCAUUGCCAACUCGUACGUGAUUAAAAGUCAUUGGGAGACAUCAAUCAAGCUAAACCCGUCAAACCCUUUGACGUAUUAUUUACUCGGACGUUGGUGUAUUGCUAUUGCUGAUCUCUCGUGGCUUGAGCGUAAGGCCGCUGCUGUACUCUUUGGUACACCACCCGAAUCAUCAUACGAUGAGGCAUUGGAAUUUCUACUCAAGGCGGAGGAAUUGGAUCCUAAACGCUGGAAAAGACGUGCACUACUGAUUGCAAAGGUCUAUCAAAAGAAAAAGGACAAUAUCAUGGCGAAGGAAUGGGUAAACAAGGCACUAGCGAUCCCUGUUUGUAGUGAAGCAGACGCGAAUGACCAUGAAGAAGCUUAUUUACUGCUUUCGACGCUGUAA
Molecule: messenger RNA, 918 nt
Organism: Peronospora belbahrii
Lineage: Eukaryota; Oomycota; Peronosporomycetes; Peronosporales; Peronosporaceae
Source: the annotation of a GenBank genome assembly